GUUCCGGUGGCGGAUCGCCGACCGGGCGGAGCUGAUCGCUGCGCGGGCUGCGAGAGCUAGGUGGCCGGGCGUGGAGCCCAAGCCGUGCCGCGCGGCGCCAUGAAGGGCAAGGAGGAAAAGGAGGGCGGCGCGCGGCUGGGCACUGGCGGUGGCAGCCCCGAUAAGAGCCCGAGUGCGCAGGAGCUCAAGGAGCAGGGGAACCGGCUCUUCGUGGGCCGCAAGUACCAGGAGGCGGCGGCCUGCUACGGCCGCGCCAUCACCCGGAACCCACUUGUGGCAGUGUACUACACCAACCGGGCCCUGUGCUAUCUGAAGAUGCAGCAGCCUGAACAGGCACUUGCUGAUUGCCGGAGAGCCCUGGAGCUGGAUGGGCAGUCUGUGAAGGCGCACUUCUUCCUGGGGCAGUGCCAGCUAGAGAUGGAGAGUUACGAUGAGGCCAUUGCCAAUCUGCAGCGAGCCUAUAGUUUGGCCAAGGAGCAGCGGCUCAACUUUGGGGAUGAUAUCCCUAGUGCCCUUCGCAUUGCUAAGAAGAAGCGUUGGAACAGUAUCGAGGAACGGCGCAUUCACCAGGAGAGUGAGCUGCACUCUUAUCUCACUAGGCUCAUUGCUGCUGAGCGAGAGAGGGAACUGGAAGAGUGUCAGAGGAACCACGAGGGUGAUGAGGAUGAUGGCCACGUCCGGGCCCAGCAGGCCUGCAUUGAGGCCAAGCACGAUAAAUACAUGGCAGACAUGGAUGAGCUCUUCUCUCAGGUGGAUGAGAAAAGAAAGAAGCGAGAUAUCCCAGACUACUUGUGUGGCAAGAUCAGCUUUGAGCUGAUGCGGGAGCCCUGCAUCACACCCAGUGGUAUCACUUAUGACCGUAAGGACAUUGAGGAGCACCUGCAGCGUGUGGGCCACUUUGACCCUGUGACCCGGAGCCCUCUGACCCAGGAACAGCUCAUACCCAACUUGGCCAUGAAGGAAGUCAUUGAUGCAUUCAUCUCGGAGAACGGCUGGGUAGAGGACUACUAAGGCCCUAUGUCCUGCCUGGCACCCUGGCCCAGGAGGGUCUGGAGACAGAAGCUCCAGUCCCUGUAUAUAGUUUGUGUCCCUGGGCCUGCCCCCAUCAGUCCUGCUGAUGGGUUCUGAACUGCUCCCCUACUCGGCAUACCCCUUGCUGGGCCAUGAGCCUCCCCUGUCCCCCUUCUGGGUUGGAAAGCGGGUAAGGGUGGGCUGAGGUUGCUGCUGCCGCCGCCACUGUCCUGUAAUAAAGUCUGUGAGCACUACA
This is a messenger RNA of Onychomys torridus (southern grasshopper mouse), 1267 nucleotides long. RefSeq names its product STIP1 homology and U-box containing protein 1 (gene Stub1). Gene Ontology annotation, cellular component: cytoplasm; Z disc. NCBI's taxonomy places the organism in Eukaryota, Metazoa, Chordata, Mammalia, Rodentia, Cricetidae. Gene Ontology annotation, biological process: protein polyubiquitination; positive regulation of proteolysis; proteasome-mediated ubiquitin-dependent protein catabolic process. Bases 100 to 1011 code for a protein of 303 amino acids. The record is from RefSeq and is a predicted model, not a curated record. Gene Ontology annotation, molecular function: ubiquitin protein ligase activity; protein-folding chaperone binding. The transcript is spliced from 7 exons.